This is a messenger RNA of Fopius arisanus, 1637 nucleotides long. Its product is annotated as poly(A) polymerase. The record is from RefSeq and is a predicted model, not a curated record. The coding region runs from base 322 to 1308 and encodes 328 amino acids. The transcript is spliced from 6 exons. Lineage: Eukaryota; Metazoa; Arthropoda; Insecta; Hymenoptera; Braconidae.
UUGCGCUCGUUGCGCCUGUCUUACUUCUAUCCUGUACACCUUUUCUUUGGGGGUUCACCGACGUAUAGUCCGCAGUAUUCUGCCGUCCGGCGUGUGAGAAAGACCGUCUCAAUUAUCGCAUUUCGCUUCAGAUAUGAAGAUCAACUUUCUGUUUAUAUCGCUGUGACGAGAGAAGUCAUUAGAUGAGAUUGAUUAGUUAAGAUAGAUUAAUGAGACCUUGCGGAUUUUAUCGAGGAGGAUUUAAUAAGGAGGUAGUGAGCAAAUAAUCGAGAUUCGCGAGACAACUGCGUAAGUGGAGAAGAUAUUGGUCAUCGUUCCAUCAUGAUUUCCAGGUGGCUGAUAGGAUCCUUGAUACUGCUGGCACUGCGUCUAGUGAAUGGAGGGCCAGUGGACAAGAAGGAGGUCAUCCCCGAAAACUCGAACGUAUUCCUCGAGUCGAAAAUAAAUGAAUACAAGGAAGAGGUGCACAGUAGGCAGAGACGUUUACUCGAACCACCGAAGCCAGUAGUAGUCAAGGACACUAAUACGACCGAGGGUGCAGUGAAUGGAUCGACGACCACACCAGCAACUGUCUCGGAAGCCAAAGAUAUGGAGGAAACCUCUGUUAAACCCAAGGAUAAUGCUGAUAAUGAUAAUGAUGAUGCCACUGUAAAACCCGUCGAUAAAUCCCCAGUUAGUACUCCUGAGAACAGUACAACAGUACCUGAUGCCAGGGUCAAUUCGACAAAACCUGAAGGGGUGAACAACAAAACUGCAGAGACCACAACGACAACUACGUCAUCUGUCACUCUGAUAUCUACGACAACGGCUGCACCUGAGACAAACGCCACAGCAAAUUGUCCUGGUGUGGAUGCAACUUUGGGAAUUACCGAAUCGGAUGCGAGGUGUCCACCAGUGAGUUUAUCAUCUACUCCAACUGAGAGCAUCGAUGAUGCCGAUCCUACGGUGAAGGAGAUGUUACUCUCUACUUACAAUACCAGUGGUGUCGAGAAUACAACAAUGAUAGUCAAGGUAGUGCCUUCGAUAAACUUGUCAUCGUCUACGAGUGAAUCCCCUCGAGAAAUGAUGGAAAGUCGAGAGGAACUCGUGGAGAAGAGCCAGGAGAUAAAAACAGAAAUAAAGAUAGAAAAAGCCGGACUCCCUGGAGGAGUGGUAGCCCUACUGAUUGCCAUAUCCUUCGCCGCACUGGCUGUCUUUGCAUACGUUGGAUUGACCCUCAGGAAGCGAUACCUAGAGUACCGAUACGGAAAUCGAGAGCUUCUCGUCAAUGAUUUCGAUACAAAUGACACCAAUAACUUUGAGUUGUGAAGUAUUAUCUCUAAUUUAAUUCCUGACUGUAAAUAAACGUCCUGAAGUUGAUCUGUGAUAAGAUGGACACAGGGUUUUGAUAUCAUUAUUUUUCCUGUAAGAGAUGAGACGUGUUGGAGAAAAUCAAGACUAGGUUUUUAUUUUUUUAUUUUUCUGCAACAAUGAGAAUUGUUAAACGCCGAUUUACCGAACGAAUAAAUGAUUUCGUUGUUGAGUAAAUUGAUUCAGUAAUUCCACUAACGGAGUCCAUCCAAUAGUGAAUAGUGUCCAUGUAAAUACCGAAUAAUAAAAGAACCAUGUGUAUAUGAUUUUACAAUGGUAACAUUGAA